Messenger RNA from Paramisgurnus dabryanus, 2393 nucleotides. It is a transcript of the gene thpo, whose product is annotated as thrombopoietin. Lineage: Eukaryota; Metazoa; Chordata; Actinopteri; Cypriniformes; Cobitidae. Gene Ontology annotation, molecular function: hormone activity; cytokine activity. The record is from RefSeq and is a predicted model, not a curated record. Gene Ontology annotation, biological process: cell population proliferation. Gene Ontology annotation, cellular component: extracellular region.
CAACACUUUUUCAAAAUCUGAAGCAACAGGUGUUUGAAUAGUUCUCAUACUGAAAUGUGCUAUAUUUCACACCAUUGCAUCAUAAAGAGAGUAAAGAGUAAAUAGUCGCGCUUUACUGAAAAUAUAUUGGAAUGGAUCAUCACUAUCUCUGUAAGGAUUGAGGACUAAUAGAAACAGGUGUGUGUAUGAAUCAGCACAGCUGAUAAGACGGCCUACUAACAUGACCAGCCUGCUGUUGUCUCUGUCCUGUCCAAGUGAUCAUAAAUAUUUGGUUUAUUCAGCUCCAACAAAACUCUUUGCCAGAUGAAAGAGAUUACACACACACAUACCCUUGUAUAAACAUGUCCUCAACAGGUCAUUUAAUUUCACAUUUUACAAAUCACCUGUAUUAGGCAGUGAUUUACAAGUCAUAUAAAUAAGAAAAAACUGUGUAAAAGUGACAUUUAUAUGUGUGUAUAUAUAACCAGAAUAUUUACAGAAAGUAAUUGUAAAUUGAUUUUUCCUUGCCUGUACAAUGUUAUUGAAUAUUUCAUUACAUUUAAAGAAACAGUACCUCAGUAAACACAGGACCACAAUAAAUAUUGUAUCAUUUUAUAUAGAGGGUAUAAUAUAGAUAUUACAAUUUAAAAGUAAAUAUGUAUAGGCUAAUAAAUAUAUUUAGGCAAUAUAUACAGAGUCUUUGGACAAAAAAGUCAAUUCAAGAAGACACUGAAAUGCUUGUUGUUGCUGCUGGCAAGCCACUGAAUACACGAGAUUGAUCAAACAAUAAAACAUUAACCUGAACGAUAUGUGGGCUCUUGUUUGUUCAGGCUAACUACACCAUUAUUAAAAGUUUCUUCUUACAAUAAAGUUUAUCGUUAUCUACUACUCGAGUGCACUCAAAUUAUUUUCUCACCCUCACUUUGGCUGGAGUAGUGUGAAGCGACUCAAGGGAAAGUUGGGGCAUGUUCAGAGACGAGAUAAAAACGUCCAGCCGGGAAAGGAAAAGCAAAAAAAAAAAACAAAAAAAAACCGUGUGCGGGCGACAGUUUAGCACACAUAGUAGAGAAGCACACACGUGAAUGGAGGUUUUCACGUUACUUCUUAAAACGAAGACGCUCUCCAAUGGAAAGUAACGCGACGGGAGAUCUCAUGUUGUAACAGGGCAUGGAUUUAAGUAACCCAUAUUUUCCUAUUGGUUUGGUUGCCUCACAGGAGUGCUGGUAAUGGUGUUGAGCAUGGUUGCCUAUCAACUGUCCCAUGUUAACACUAAACCAUUGGAUUUUGUGUGCAAUGUGGAGGCCAGAAGAGUGAUGAACAAGGUGAAGGACUUUGAAGAGAAACUGGUAGACUGCAGCACUGUAGCAUCUCUACCUUCUUCUAUUCAAUUACCAUGCAUUAAGAUUCACAAAGCAACCUGGGAGAAAAAAUCAGUGCAUGAGCGGAGGGCUGAGAUCCUGCUGUCUUUGCGGACUCUAGCACAGGAUGUGCACACUGCCAGGACACUAAGCCAACCUGGCUGUGGGCUUACUCUGCUGGAGCGCUUGGAACAUAGUAUCAACAACUACCUGCAUAUAUUGAAACGACUCCAUAAUGAGCAGGGGGAGCUAGUACAGCCCCAGGCAAAUAACUGUCUGGGUCAGGACUCUAAGGAUUUGGGUCUGGUCUUGAAGCACUUUGGACGUCUGCUCACAGGCAAGCUGGAAUGGCUCAUUGUAGAGAUGGCAAAGGAGUGCUAGACUGAAAAACUGACUUCUAAUAUCGGCCUUUCUUCAGCCUUGUAUAAUGGGACCAGACAGGCCCAAUCAAUUUUAACAAUGGCUCACCUACAAAGAAAAUGGAGGGCCAUGCACUUUGCAGGAGACCUCCAACUGUGUUACAAGAAGAAAGUACAUAACGUGUAAAUGGCAACACUGCGCCAUCUACUGGAUUAUAGAUAAACUACGAGCACUGAGUGACUGACACACCUGUUGAGAUGCACCUUCUGAACUUUUGAAACAACAAAGUGAUAUUUUAUCUUACAGAUUGUAUUUAUUUAUCUUACAGAUAAAUCCAAAGCAUUUGUGCAUAUAGUAUAUUUUAUAUACAUUACGAUGCAAGAUUUUUAUUGCCAUGUGUAAGCUGUGCAUUGGAACAUUGAUGCAUUUACACAAAACACCCAAAAUACACAAUGUAAUAUUUAAGAAACUAUUUAAAUGACUAAAAAUAAUUUUGGAUAUAUUUUGCUUAUUACUUUUCAUUGUUACAGCAGUUUCACAAAAUGUAUCAUUUGUAAAAGUUUGGAAAAAUGUACAUAUAUAAAUAUUUAAGUAUAUUUUCAUUUAAUAAUUGUGUGGAUUAUCAUUGAAAUGUUUUCAUUAUGUGUGGUAUUUAUGGUACAGUUAAAGUAUAAACACAGACAUGCAUUUCUAAAC